AUGACGCCAGCAGACCUCAAGAAGCACAAGCUCCCACUUGCUCCGGUUAAAAGGAUAAUGAGAGCGGAUAAUGAUAUCAGGAUGAUUGUCCAGGAAACUGUAGCUGUCUUUGCUAAGACUUGCGAGAUGUUUAUCCUUGAUACGACUUCACAAGCCUGGAUCAACAAUGAGAAAGAUGGAAGAAGAAAUGUUCAAAAGAAAGAUAUUGCUCUCUUUGCCACGCAUCUAAAUCUGCUGAAACUGGCAAUUAAUGAUAACAAAGCUAUUGCACUUUCAGGUGGACUUGCAAAACUGCCUAUCCCUGGGGAAGAGGAGGCUGCAUUAUUGUAUACACUGGUACUGAAACGUUGCUGGUAG
Molecule: messenger RNA, 357 nt
Organism: Daucus carota subsp. sativus
Lineage: Eukaryota; Viridiplantae; Streptophyta; Magnoliopsida; Apiales; Apiaceae
Product: nuclear transcription factor Y subunit C-2-like
Exons: 2
Coding region: 1-357 (118 amino acids)
Biological process (GO): regulation of transcription by RNA polymerase II
Cellular component (GO): nucleus
Molecular function (GO): RNA polymerase II cis-regulatory region sequence-specific DNA binding; protein heterodimerization activity; DNA-binding transcription factor activity, RNA polymerase II-specific
Source: RefSeq, a predicted model, not a curated record